AUGGACGAUGAUUGGGAUCUUCAGGCGGUGGUGAGAGGCUGCUGCAAAACCUCCACCUCUUCCGCCACCUCCUCCACCGUCACCACCACCACCACCUCCGGCGGCUCUCAGCUCUUCAGCAGCUUCAAACCACAACAAGAUGUGAACUUUUCUUCCUUUCAAGAUCUGUUGGAGCCAAGAAAACAGAGCUUUUUUGAAGAUUUACAGGAUCUCUACAAACCUUUUUUUCCACAAAACACAACAAUUUCACCACUCUCUGUUCUUGGAGGAUUACAAGAUCUGCCACAGCAAACACAAAUUCAGCCUAAACAAUCUCUCGUUGCAGUAAAAAGUAGUACUUCACAUACUCCAAGCCCAAGAUCCAAAAGAAGGAAGAAUCAUAUGAAGCGGGUUUGUCAUGUACCUGCUGAUAGCUUAUCUAAUGAUAUGUGGUCUUGGAGAAAAUAUGGGCAAAAACCCAUUAAAGGGUCUCCCCAUCCAAGAGGAUACUAUAAAUGCAGUACUUCAAAGGGGUGUCUGGCCCGGAAACAAGUGGAGCGGAAUAGAUCCGACCCAGGGAUGUUUAUUGUUACUUACACGGCGGAGCACAACCACCCUAUGCCUACUCACAGGAAUUCUCUCGCCGGAAGCACCCGCCAGAAGACGGCGACCACCCGAAGUGCUGAAACUGAUGAUGCUGACAAACCCACUUGCUCAACGCCGGUAUCGUCGGCGGAGAGCCCCUCGUCGGCGCCGGAGAAGGUGGAGAGCAGCAGGGAGGACAGAGAGGACCAAGUUGAAGGUGAAGAUGAUGAAUUUAGUGUUUCAAACAUGGAAUUAGAUGAUGAUUUCUUUUUGGGUUUGGAGGAAUUCACCGGUCCGGAUGCCGGAGAUUUGCUUCCCGAUCAAUUACCGGCGACUUUACAAUUUCCUUGGCAUGCCAGUAAUGCAACAACCACCGCCGCCGGCACUAGUUGA
Molecule: messenger RNA, 957 nt
Organism: Fraxinus pennsylvanica
Lineage: Eukaryota; Viridiplantae; Streptophyta; Magnoliopsida; Lamiales; Oleaceae
Source: the annotation of a GenBank genome assembly